UCUUUGCAGUGGCAUUAGACCACAAAAGAAUACCAUAGGCUUCUAAGCAUACAGAAAAGAAAAUGGGACCUGGUGUUGGAGCCUUCCCUGAUGGAGAACGGGAUUGCUUUGGCAAAAUGUUGGCCAAUGAAGCCCAUUAUUGCUCACCACAAUUACUUGAGGAAGAUGAUGGGAAUGUUGGAAUGCAAUCCAUGUUUUGCUCCACUCUUGAUGUUGGGGGAAAUAAGAAUAUGUUUUACUCUUUUGACUCUCACAACUCUAGUUUGCAGUAUAUUUCUCAAGAAAGCAGUCACAAUAAUAGCACUUGUUGUGGCCAUAGUGUCUUCAUGGCCAAUCCGGAGGAUCAUACAAACUACCAUUUUGGUCAUGUUGAUCAUGUGCUAGCAAAUAGUACAUCCAUGGAUUUUUGCAUGAUAGAUGAGAAAAACCCUGGCUCUUUUGUCCAAUCUGACAUUGUCAUGAAAGAGAAUGCCAGUUUGAAUGAAGAUGAGGGAAGUGACAAAUCAGAGAAUGUUUUUCCUGCCAAACAUUUGAAGUUCAAAAGGAUGUCUGAUCAUAUGCCCGAACUCAAAGUGCAUGUAGAAGAUAAAAUAAACUCACAUGGGAAUGGUAACAAAAAACCUCGUGUUUCAAAAGAUGAGCAGCAUUGCAUGAAGAACCAGAAACUUGACAAAAUUGGGAACCAGGCAGAAGAGAUUAAUGCAGGUUCAGAUGGACACAGUUCUAGUAGUUACACUCGAGAGGAUGAUAAUGCUUCUGCUCUCAACUUCAAAGGGAAAACAAAAGCUAGUAAGGGAGCAACAGAUCCUCAGAGCCUUUAUGCAAGGAAAAGAAGAGAAAGAAUAGAUGACAGGCUAAGAAUUCUGCAAAAUCUUGUCCCCAACGGAACAAAGGUUGAUAUAAGCACUAUGCUUGAAGAGGCAGUCCAAUACGUGAAAUUUUUGCAGCUCCAGAACAAGCUUUUAAGCUCUGAUGAUUUGUGGAUGUACGCUCCGAUAGCUUAUAAUGGACUUGACCUCGUACUCAAUCUCAAUCCUAAGAGUUCUCCACCUUUGUGACCUUAUAAACAUCGCAAGAGAUGUCGAAGUUCCACUUAAUUGGGGAAUUAAAGGGAAGCUUGAAGGCAUGUAAUGGAAUGAAUGGUUGAGCAAGAAAUAUAUGCAUAUAAUACAAGAUUACAAGUAACUGAAAGUUCAUACAAUGCUAUGCAUGUUUAAUUUGUAGUUAAAAUUACUGCAAGGCAUGUUUCAAUAUAAAUCUGACGCCUAAAAAUAAAAUGAAAGCAAAAUCAAAUUUUUGCGACUUUGCUGUAACUUGUCUUUGGCAUAACAACACUCAA
Molecule: messenger RNA, 1339 nt
Organism: Glycine soja
Lineage: Eukaryota; Viridiplantae; Streptophyta; Magnoliopsida; Fabales; Fabaceae
Product: transcription factor bHLH85-like
Exons: 5
Coding region: 63-1058 (331 amino acids)
Biological process (GO): regulation of transcription by RNA polymerase II
Cellular component (GO): nucleus
Molecular function (GO): RNA polymerase II cis-regulatory region sequence-specific DNA binding; protein dimerization activity; DNA-binding transcription factor activity, RNA polymerase II-specific
Source: RefSeq, a predicted model, not a curated record